This is a messenger RNA of Capronia coronata CBS 617.96, 1572 nucleotides long. RefSeq lists its product as uncharacterized. NCBI's taxonomy places the organism in Eukaryota, Fungi, Ascomycota, Eurotiomycetes, Chaetothyriales, Herpotrichiellaceae. The transcript has 2 exons. The record is from RefSeq and is a predicted model, not a curated record. The coding region runs from base 1 to 1572 and encodes 523 amino acids.
AUGCGAAAACGGACAUUGACUUCGAGCGCGAGCGCUCUGCUGCUUUUCACGGCUGCUGUUCUCGGCGCAAAGCACGGAGUCCACGAGCACCUAGAAGCGCUUCACAAACGGCAUCGCGCCAAUCAUCGGUUGGGCGCCAGGUCAACGGCCGAGGAUGGAGCACAAGGCGUCGAAACAAGGGCAAUCGCGGAAACCAUAACUCCAGCGGCUCUGGAAAAGCGAGGAGGGCAAUGUGCGUUCCCUACGGACGCAGGUCUCGUCGCUGUCACCCCAGGCGAAUUGAACGCCGGAUGGGCCAUGAGUCCCGAUCAGCCCUGUACGCCGGGAAGUUAUUGUCCAUAUGCGUGUCCGCCUGGAGAAGUAUCAAUGCAAUGGGAUCCCAGUGCAACGUCCUACUCCUACCCCAAAUCAAUGAACGGCGGGUUAUAUUGCGAUGACGACGGGAAUGUUCAGAAACCAUUCCCGGACAGGCCAUACUGUCAGUCCACGGACACCAACAUUGGGGUGGUGAACAAUGCGGGUGCACACGUCUCGUUCUGCCAAACUGUGCUUCCAGGAAACGAGGCCAUGUUAAUUCCCACUUUGGUCAGUAGCUACGCCACCCUCGCCGUGCCCGAUACACAGUACUGGUGUGGCACAGCGGCACAUUAUUACAUCAACCCUCCCGGUGUCGGAACCGACGAAGCCUGCGUCUGGGGCACCAAGGCAAACCCGUUCGGCAACUGGUCGCCGUAUGUUGCGGGAGCAAACAUCGACACGUCCGGUGAAACAUUCAUCAAGCUUGGCUGGAACCCUAUCUACCUCGAACCCGCAACGCCAUUCCGCACCCAGAUGCCAUCUUGGGGCGUCAAGAUCGACUGUCCCGAUGGUAACUGUAAUGGUCUCCCAUGUGCCAUCGAUCCCACCAAAAACAACGUAAACGAGAUGGUAGGGUCGGCGAGCGAUGGAGCAGGGGGCGGCGCGUUUUGCGUGGUCACAGUCCCCAAGGGAUCGACGGCCAAUUUCGUGGUCUUCAGUACUGGCGGCGACGAUAGCGACAGUGAAGCCGCCGCAAAAUCAUCGACAAGCGGCGCGAAAGCUGGACAGUUCUUUCAGCCCACCAGCUCUGCAGAAAUUGCGGCCACAACAUCAGCUGAGUUGUCUUCGUCCCCGACGGAAUCAAGCUGGAGUGAACCCCCUUCAUCUUCCUUGGAAUCGACUGCCAGUGCUUGGUCAUCAUCGUGGGAGCCUUCAAGCUGGUCUUCGACGCCACCCUCUUCGUCUUCGUCUUCCUCUUCUUCUUAUUCUUCUUCUUCUUCUUCUUCUUCUUCAUCAUCAUCAACGUUUUCCACGACCUCGUCCACCUCUCGACUGCCGACAUACUCGGCUUACUUUUCUUUAUCCGUCAAUGCGACCACCUUCACUCCGGCCGCGGUUACUAUCGAAUCCAGCACUGUUGAGGCGACAGCGACUCCUUCGGGACCUUCAAGGCAACAUUCCAUUGAAUCAGUAACUGGUGCAGCGUUCUGCAUUCAAUCUUCUCUCGCCAGCAUCCUUUACGGCCUGGGCCUGUACCUUCUAUUCACAUUAUAA